Messenger RNA from Porites evermanni, 624 nucleotides. NCBI's taxonomy places the organism in Eukaryota, Metazoa, Cnidaria, Anthozoa, Scleractinia, Poritidae. The record is from the annotation of a GenBank genome assembly.
CAAUAUCUGGUGUAUAUUUACCACUUUGUGAAAGAGUGGCGCAAGCAUCCAAAGUGGUCAUUCUCCUGCUGCCUGGCCUUGCUAUUGCCACUUAAUCAACUACAAGGAGAGAUACGCGGAUUAACUGGCAGGAACAUACUCAAUCAGCAACUGCAAACUGGUGACAUCGAGAUGCCAACCAUUGCUAGUACUUUAAGGGAGAGUGGGGCAGUUGAUGUUACUCUUGAAGACCAUAGUGCAGAACGAGAACAGGAGGCAACAACUGACGAGAAAACCAUUGAACACGGCGUUUUGACAGUUGCAAAGGUGAUCUGUGCUAGUACUUUAGGGGAGAGUGGGGCAGUUGAUGUUACUCUUGAAGAUCACAAUGCAGAACGUGAACAAGAGGACACAACAACUGACGAGAAAACCAUUGAACAGGGCGUUUUGACAACUGCAAAGGUGAUCUGUGCUAGUACUUUAAGGGAGAGUGGGGCAUUUGAUGUUACUCUUGAAGAUUAUGAUGCAGAUCGUGAACAAGAGGAGGCAACAACUGACGAGGAAACCACUGAACAGAGCGUUCAGACAAUUGUAGAGGUGGUUAUUCAUGCGCCUCCAAGAGAAACUUACGACACCAAACUCUAA